CCGCAGUAUCACUAGAUUUCUGCACCACUCAUCAAAACUCUGCGGCAUGCAGACAAGAGCUGGGGGGGAGGGCAGUUAAAAGAUCUGUGCUGAUUGUAGGAGCGCUACCUCUUUCCAUUAGUACCCGUUUUGUGUUAUUAGAUAGGUUUACAGUAGGGCUUUAAUUUCAUUUCAUUUGUGCGUCCGUGCGCUGCACCGCUUUCAUUUGCUGCUCCUCAUAAUCACUGGGCUUCAGUCACACUCUCCAUCCGCUCCAUCCCGGCGCGCAUCGCUCUAAGGGCGCAUUUAUUUAGUGCUUUGGAGUACCAACUUUUAUGACAAAAUGGCAAAGGAUGGAGAGAAAAAUGAAUGGAAGGAGUUUAUAUGGAACCCGAGGACGAGGGAGUUUCUGGGCAGGACGGCGAGCAGCUGGGGUCUUAUUCUUCUCUUCUAUCUAAUUUUCUAUGUCUUCCUGGCUGGCUUGUUUGCACUCACCAUGUAUGUUAUGCUGCAGACCUUGGACGAUCACAAGCCAACCUGGCAGGACAGGCUCUCUACACCAGGAAUGGUGAUUAGACCCAAAGCAGAUGAGACCUAUGAGAUUGUCUAUGACAUCCAGAACACCGAGACCUGGGACAUGUAUGCUCAGGCUCUGGACAGGUUCCUGGCACCCUACAACAACUCCGUCCAGUCCCAGAAAAAUGAUGAAUGUGUCCCAGAUAAGUACUUUGUGCAGGAAGACAGUGGUGAUGUAAAGAACAACCCAAAGCGCUCCUGUCAGUUCAACCGCACCAUACUGGAGGAAUGCUCUGGAAUCAAUGACCGUUACUAUGGAUACCAGGAGGGCAAGCCAUGCAUCAUCAUCAAGAUGAAUCGGGUGAUUGGGAUGCUGCCAGGAAAGAACGGGCAGGCGCCGUAUGUCACCUGUGGAGCGAAGAGAUACAAAGUUGGCAAAGAUGAAUGGAGAGAAGAUAGUGACAAAAUUGGAGAGUUGAUGUACUUCCCUCCAAAUGGCACUUUCAACCUUAUGUACUACCCGUACUAUGGCAAGAAAGCUCAGGUGAACUAUUCUCAGCCUUUGGUUGCCGUCAAGUUCCUUAACAUUACUGUCAAUGAAGAUGUCAACAUCGAGUGCAAGAUUAACGCCAACAACAUUCCCAUUGGAAGCGAAAGAGACAAGUUUGCUGGAAGAGUGUCUUUCAAGCUGAGGAUCAACACUAUGAACUAGGUUGACCCUGUCCCUCUUCCGAAAACUAUUUUUCUUCAUUCUCUGCAACAUUGCACAUACACAGAAAAAAAUCGCAGUAUUCACACCCUUUGUAGGAUUUGUUUACAACCCCAACAUUCUGGGAUUUGUUUGUUCAGUUGGGUGACGAAAUGAGGCAAGAAUAAAGGGUGGUAAUCCUGUCAUUAUUUCUGUCUGUGAGCUUUGGGACACAUUCUUUUCUGUAAAUUAGUUUGAGGUGACGUCUAUUUAUAGUGCAUGACAAACUAGGGGAUAUACGUAACGGAAGUAAACGUGUUUUCAAAGUUUGCAAGGAUCAGCAACGUUACCAGUUUCUUGCUGCUCCCUUCCUGCUGCCUCCUUAUAGAGUAUCCCUCUAUAUAUAAAUAUACACAAAUUACAAUACAAAAUGUGUAUAUCUACAGUAUUUAUACGGUAUCAUAACCUUAUAUGAGUACGUCUGUUUUGUUGCACUUAAAAGAAUAAUCCAACAGACUUGCAUAUCUUGAUGGAUGGAUGCAGAGAUGAAGCCAUUUUGCAUGUGUGUAUCGUCUUUAGUGUGCUAUGAGGGCAGGAGGCCCAUGUGUCCCACCUCACUGCUACGUGUGAAAUAAGGUUAUGUUAAACCGCUGACCACCAGGAGGGACCACAUGGUGAUUUUCGGAACCAGACACGCACCAAGGGUGUGUUUUCAAGAGCGAAGUACAGUACAAUAGGUAUCUGCAAAAGUCAAAACCUUUAAGAAGCGUGAGUGUGUUCAUGUGUAUGUGUUUGUGUGUGAGUACAUGCGUGUGUUUUCCAUUCACAGGUCUCAUUUCAUAUUGUAGGUCGGGAAGUUGCAUGCAAUGUGCAAUAUUCAUUAAGAGGCAUACAUUAUGAAUGCUUGAUCCCAUUCUUCAGAUGAGAGGACAUGUAUUAAAUAAUCAUCAUUUUUUUGUCAUUUGUCAUUCACACUUAUUUGACCUGAGGGUAUCUUAUAUAAAUAGAUGGGAUACAUAUUGGGUUGCAGGUCAAAUUAAUCAAUGCUAUGAGACAGUACAUCAGUUAUAAUUUAUACAUCUUAAGAGUAUCAAUUAAUUAAAUUAAUUUCUGAAUUGAUCAUUGAGACCUAUCCUCCUGCAGCACUGGGAAUCACAUGUCAUUUUCCCUUUUCUUGUGUCUCAUUUUUAAGUUAAAAAGUUUUUUUUUUUUUUUAUGUGUUGCAUCUAUUUCAUAUGUCUGUACAUAUCAGAAAUAGAUGGCAGUGUCAUACUUUCAUUUAUUUGCACUGGAAGUGUGCUUUUCUUUGUUUUGUUUGUGAAACUGAGUUGAAUUAUUUGCUGUACAUAUUCUGGGAGGCAGAAAGUUUAGAGAGUUUGUGUUUAUUCCCUUUAUUUAAUUCAUCUUCUGACAUAUUCACCCAUAUACAAUAGGUUGCAUCUUAUUUUAAAGUUAAUUAGAGUUUAAAUAUGUGAAUUGUUGAUACGUGUAAGUUUUAUUUUAUAGGCUGAUAGGACAACUGGAUUUUGCCUCUUUGACUAUAUACAUUUUUUUUUUUUUCAAUUUCAUCAAUUCUUAUUCAUACAAAAACAGUUUUCAAUAAUCAGGGAGAGCUGUGUUGGUUGCUCGACAACCACUUUGACUUCUUGAGAAAUCUAAAAUUUCCCCCGUGUUUUGAGUUGAUUAUUAGUGCAAAAAAUUUGAAAUUGCUCCAGAGACUGUAUCUGUGUUAAUUCAUAUUAACAGUGUAAAAGACAAGCAUCUGUUCGCUGUAUAUUAAGGUCUGGCUGCAUUUUACUCAAAUUCUCCCCACUUCUUGCAGUGCUUUAAAUUGAUUUUCAUGAAUCUGAUCCAGGUUUGAAAGACAAAGACAGUUAGUUCGGUGUAAAUAUCUGAGAGCUUGUUCUUACUGAGGGAUGCUUAGACUCUUUAACUUUUUGUGACAAUCCACUGACCAUUUUACAUGCAUUUCUCCUCUGGGAUUCCUGUAACACUUACUUAAUUUCACUGUAAUCUCUUAAUCUGGUUGGCUAAUCCACAGCAGGCACGCUGAACGUCUUUACCCUACUUUGUUGCUCCUCCUCCCUGUUUCCUCCAUCAUCUUCUUUACAAGCAAGACGCUUCCUCGCCUUGUUAGGUCAUUCAACCCUUAGUCAAUAAUAAAUUAAUGCUUUUAAUUGCAACUAAAAUCUUUUACUCAUGUCCAUCUUGUGAACUUUUUAACCAUCCUCAACCAAAGAUCUUCCUGACAGUUUAACAUUCUUUUGUUGUGCUGCACAGACAGAUUACUAGCAGCAGAUGUAGGUUCCAGGUGGAUGGCUGAGGACUCUGUGUUAUUAUAAAGCCUAGUGUUAUAUAAUAAUAAUACGCACAAUAGGAAGAUGUUUCACUACGACAUAACAGUGCCUCCUGGUGGACAGACAGUGUUGUUCCCCAGUGUCACAGAAUGUUAUUUCCUGUUAUCUCCAUUUAUCCUUUUUUUGCUGUGAUAAUUUGGAGAUGUCCUCAAAAAGCAAUAUAUUUAUUUCUCGUGUGGUUGUUUGAUGGAUGUAAUGAAAAGGUUAGUAAUCAUGAAUCAUCGAAAGCAAAGAGCUAAGAGGGGAGAACUUGUAGAUAUUGCAUUCAGGCAACUCUGCCAAUGUGCAUUAUCAAGAUGGAACAAUAUAAAAAGUAUUGUUUUGUUUAUAAGAGUAUUUUUAUUGCUAUUUUGUUGUAAAGAAAAGGAAAGAAUGUAUUAUUAUUGGAUUGUAUCAUGUCAAGGAAGCUACUAGAUGGGUUUUCAUCAUUGUUUAAUGAAAGUCACAGAAUUUGGUUGGUAAAAGGGAGUUUUUUUAUGUAGAGAUGUUUAUUUGUUAUUGUCUGAGUCCUUUCCUCUGUGUCACAUGAAUCUGGUAAGCCUUCAGUGAAUGCUCUCUUUAGCAACUGCUCAUGUUAGGUAUGUAGAUGGGUGUAUCAGAACAUCAUGUCACGGUGAAUAGAUAAAAACGAGCAGUGCUUUAAGAGAAUGUUCACGUGCAAAACCUCCAGAUUCUUUUCAGUACAGAACAGAACUGCAGCAGAGCCCAGCACAAAUGUUACAGAGAGCCAUGUUUUCAUGUUUUCAAUAAAAAGAAGAAAUACAACUAACCCCAUCCCACCCUCCUCGCCGUAUAGAGUACUAACGCCUGAGACUGGUGCAAGGAUAGUUCAAGAGGGAAAUCCACAAAAUACAUUGGGAUAUUCUCACCCUAAUGGAUGAUAAUUCUAUUCUCAAUCUUUAUUUUUUGCUCUUACUGUAUGUAUAUUUUUGCUCAUGUUUACCGCAAAACAAGAUAGAGAAACUAAUAAAUGUCAUUUAAGGGUA
Sphaeramia orbicularis (orbiculate cardinalfish) is the source of this 4526-nucleotide messenger RNA. RefSeq names its product ATPase Na+/K+ transporting subunit beta 2b (gene atp1b2b). NCBI's taxonomy places the organism in Eukaryota, Metazoa, Chordata, Actinopteri, Kurtiformes, Apogonidae. Gene Ontology annotation, cellular component: sodium:potassium-exchanging ATPase complex. The record is from RefSeq and is a predicted model, not a curated record. The transcript has 8 exons. Gene Ontology annotation, molecular function: ATPase activator activity. Gene Ontology annotation, biological process: intracellular sodium ion homeostasis; potassium ion import across plasma membrane; intracellular potassium ion homeostasis. The coding region runs from base 323 to 1207 and encodes 294 amino acids.